CUGCCAGGUAGAAGCUACGAAACUAUUUAGAAUUCGGUCAAAGUGUCGCGUUCUGCGCUGCUCGCGCAUUGUAGUCUUGAAAAGUGCGCGUGCUCAGUGGCGGGUGUUUGGUCACGUGGUUCCUUCUAGCCAAUCAGACGCGCCGAAUCUCAUUUUAUUCGCGCAUUCAAAAAGUGCUCGUGCGGCCACGCGAGAACAUUCCAUCGACCCCCCCCCAAAAAAACACACACGCAUUCCAAAACUUUGGCAAAGGUGAAUAGUUUUUAAACCGCACCCGCAAUGGCUCAUAAACAGAUCUACUACUCCGAUAAAUACAACGACGACCUUUACGAGUACAGGCACGUUGUUUUGCCGCGGGAGUUGGCCAAGCAAGUCCCAAAGUCCCACCUGAUGUCUGAGGACGAGUGGAGGAGGCUCGGCGUGCAGCAGUCUCUCGGAUGGGUUCAUUACAUGAUUCACGAACCUGAACCUCACAUCCUGUUGUUUAGACGACCUCUUCCAAAGCAGCAAUGACCGUAAGACCCUCUGAUUCUCUGGAGCCUUCCUGCGGAUUAUUCUGGUAUUCAGUGAAUACUUGCGACCUUUAAAGAUUACGACAUCCUAUGCAUUUAGCUGGAUUUUUCUCAGCACCUACGCUCAGUAAGAGAAUCAAGACGAUUCGAAAGCAUAUUUCAGCGUGGAUUUUUUUUUUUUUGGUCAUAACGAUUCUGCCUUAAGUAAAAUGAUUUAAGUGUUCUUUGUAUCAUGGAAGUCACCGUUUUGUGACCUUGAAGAUGAGAGAGAAUUUUUUUUUUUAGUGAGUUGUAUUUCUAACACAGAUGUGUGGAUGAGGUGCAUGUUCGCCAGGUUGGGAAUAAUACGCUAGUCCUUGUCUUUUCAUAAUCGAUUGAUUUGACUUGUGAAGGGUGAAGUUCUUGAUGCCAAGCACUGCAGUGAAAAGAGACCUAAUGUUGGGGAGUAAAAACCUGCUGUAAUGUUGUAGGGAUUAAACUGUAAAUGUUGCCGUUUGUGGUGUACAAAACGUCGUACAAUCACCAAGGAGAUCGCAACGAGCAAUGUUUUGCUCUAGUUGUGCAAAAUAAUGUUAAUUUUAAGAUAAUGUUGCCUUUCAGUAAUGGACAAUGAUGCAUUUUUAUGUUGCCAAGCAAAAACUACCAUUGCGAAGCCAGCACGUGUUGUACAAUCUAAUAAAUAUAUAGCUUUUUCAUAUUGAAUGUUUUAUGUAGGAAAAUCUGUUGUUUGUGUUUUUUUUUUUUUUUUUUUUAACCAAUGUAAUUCCCUGUCACAGCAGCAGAUGGCGUUGUGGUGCCACAGAUGAUAUUGAGCUAAUAUGAGCUGUUACCAUCUGGGUUCACUUCAAAUGGACAUUAUGAAUUUUCUGUAAACCUCCAUUCCAGAUUUAUAAUUAAGGCCUAUUCACUUAGUUGGGGAAAAUGAUAUCCAGAUGUUGGUUUUUUUCCCCCUCCCCCCAAUCUUCAACUGUCCAGUUUUGGUGAGCCUGUGUACACUAUAGCCUCGGAUUCUUAGACAGGUGGGACUCGGCCUGGUCUUCUCGCUGUUGUUGCAGCCCAUCCACUUUGAGGUUUCUCCAUUCUGAGAUGCUUUUCUCUUCGCCACGGUUGUAAAGAGUUGUUAUUUGAGAGAGCUACCCUAGCUUUCCUGUCAGCUCAAGCUAGUCUGGCCAUUCUCCUCUGAUCUCAGUAAUCAAGAAAGUGUUUCCAUCUGCUGAACUCUGGAUGUUUUUUGUUUUUCGCACCAUUCUGUGUAAACUCAAAAUUUUUACACUUGAGCGUGUGGGGAAAAUCCCAGGAGAUCAACAGCGUAUGGACUACUCAGACAAGCUGGUCAGCGUCCGACACAAAGUCGACGAGUUCACGUCCCCCCCGUUCUGAUGUCGGCUGUGAACGUUAACUGAAGCCCUUGACCUGUAUCUGCAUGAUGAUACGCGUUGUGUUGCUGCCACAUGAUUGGGUGAUUAACAUAAGUAACUAAAAAUCUAAAGGAAGCACUCUUUACACUGAUUUGAUGUGCAUGAUGGUUAAGUGUCAAAACUUUUGCCUGUACGGUGUAUCGGCAUUGUACCAAAAUUGCCACACGUUUUGGCUUCUCCUUGUUAAUUAUCACCAUCACGCUUGUAAAUCCAUAUUCAAUAAACAUUUUGGCAUAUUUUUGGGUGCGUUUUCCAACA
Molecule: messenger RNA, 2188 nt
Organism: Ictalurus punctatus (channel catfish)
Lineage: Eukaryota; Metazoa; Chordata; Actinopteri; Siluriformes; Ictaluridae
Product: CKS domain-containing protein
Exons: 3
Coding region: 280-513 (77 amino acids)
Biological process (GO): regulation of mitotic cell cycle
Cellular component (GO): SCF ubiquitin ligase complex; cyclin-dependent protein kinase holoenzyme complex
Molecular function (GO): histone binding; ubiquitin binding; protein kinase binding
Source: RefSeq, a predicted model, not a curated record